UGGGACUUUAUCUGGGUUUUAUUAGCUCUAUUCCUUAUCAAGAUGAAGUUAAUUUACAGUAACAAUCGGUUUUCUGAUCAUAUUGUAUGUCAUUGGUUUUGUCGAUCCUCUAGGACGUAACGCACUGUUCUCAACAGAGGCUAUGUUCUGCUUGAUUCAAUUAUCGCACCACGUGAAGAAGACCAUUUCUUGAUACCACUAAAUAAACCGAGCAUUGCCAUGGUGCUUCUACCUGCCCUGCUUCUUCUCUGGGUUGCUCCCUUUUCAAGCUGUACAGAUCGACUAAGAACAAAAUUCUACUUGCAAGAACCACAAACGCAGAUAAACGAUGCAGUCAGUGCUUGUAGACACAACUACACUGACCUCGUCACAAUCUACGAUCGAGAAGAGAAUAUGACCGAAGCUAAAAUAUUAAUAAAUGGAUCUGAUUGUAGCUGGAUUGGAGCCAACGGUUGCACGUGGUCGAACGGCGAUCCGGUCAGAUUCAUCAACUUCAGCAGAAAUUCUGUGGAAAAAUGCUGUGGCGCGCUGACCACUGGUAGAGAAUGGGAAUGUCUCAACUGCAGCUCAGAAAUGUACUUCAUGUGUUAUAAAGAAGGUAAUCGUACUUUAAUCCCUGAAAACAAAACCUGGUUCGAGGCUCAGCUGUACUGCAAAAACAAUCAAAGCGAUUUAGUCAGCAUCAGAAACGAGACGGAAAACGAACAAGCGAAGGAAGCGUUGAACGGGACUAACUUUGUCUGGAUUGGCCUUCAGUAUAAUUACAAGAUUGUAUGGUUUCAUGAUGGAACGUUUGAUUACAAACAAGAUGCUAAAGCAUGCUUUACAUUUCUCCAAAACCGUCCAACAAAACCUUGCAACGCAAGUCUUCUGAGUAACUGUGCUCCUCUUUGCUACAAAAAGUUAAUUUAUGUCAGUCGGGGUAACAUGUCCUGGGAGGACGCUUUCACUCACUGCAGCAGUCUUAAGAAAAGACCCGGGCUCCUGCGCAUCGAGUCUGAGGAUGAUCAGAUAGAAACAGAGCGAGAGCUAAAAAGACAGAAGAUCUCGGGGCCGGUGUGGAUCGGGCUUAGACAGAGUCGACUUUUCGGAUUCUGGAUUUGGUCCAACGGGCUUCAGCUGGGACCCUGGACCAACUGGAAAGAAGAAAACUUUCCAGAACAUCAAACGUCUCAGCACUGCGGGGCCAUGGAGAACAUGAACGGUCAAUAUAAAUGGAGCGAUAAAGACUGCAGGUCUACAUUCAGAGCUUUAUGUGAGGUAAAUUAGUAUGUGAACAAUGGUAUCGUCCAUGUCUUGUGUAAUAAAGCUCUGAGGUAGCAGUUAGUGUCAUGUUCAUCUCAUUGAAUAAUUCAUUAUAUCAUAUUCCUGCUGUGUAAUCCUUCAUGCCUCAUACUAAGAAUUAACAUUACAAGUUGUUCAUGAAUAAACUUUACAUCAAGUUGUAAAACAGUAGACAUGUUAAGCAUUGCAAAAAAAAAUAAAAACUGUCUAAUAUCUAA
Messenger RNA from Puntigrus tetrazona (Sumatra barb), 1502 nucleotides. RefSeq lists its product as uncharacterized. The coding region runs from base 220 to 1269 and encodes 349 amino acids. The transcript is spliced from 4 exons. The record is from RefSeq and is a predicted model, not a curated record. NCBI's taxonomy places the organism in Eukaryota, Metazoa, Chordata, Actinopteri, Cypriniformes, Cyprinidae.